GUCUGUGUGUGUGUGUGUGUGUGUGUGUGAUCGCUGCAGGUUCUUCAAAUCGAUCCUGAUGCCACAGACGAGGAGCUGAAGAAGCGUUUCAGACAGCUGUCCAUCCUCGUCCAUCCAGACAAGAACCAGGACGAUGUGGAUCGGGCCCAGCUGGCCUUCGAAGCGGUCGAUAAGGCCUAUAAGAUGCUGCUGGAGUCGGAGCAUAAGAAGAAGGCGCUGGAUGUGAUCCACGCGGGGAAGGAGUACGUGGAGCACAUGAUGAGCCAGAAGAGGAAGCAGCUGAAGAAGGACGGGAAGCCCACCGUCAUGGAGGAAGACGACCCGGAAGUGUUCCGGCAGGCGGUUUAUAAACAGACCAUGAAGCUCUUCGCCGAGCUGGAGAUCAAGAGGAAAGAGCGAGAAACGAAGGACAUGCAUGAACGGAAGAGGCAGAGAGAGGAGGAGAUCGAGACGCACGAGCGCGCCAAGAGAGAGCGAGAGUGGCAGAAGAACUUUGAGGAGACGCGUGAUGGACGUGUGGACAGCUGGAGGAGCUUCCAGUCCAAAGGCAAGACUAAGAAAGAGAAGAACCGCACGUUCCUCAAGCCGCCCAAAGUCAAGAUGGAGCAGCGCGAGUGAGAGUCCUCAGCUUCCAUUCCUGACACCGGCUUUCCUUCUGCAAAUAAACAUUCGUUUGUAGAUAUUUCGUUGUAGUUUUUAUAUUGUACACCAUUAAACCUUGGUUUUUGUCCAACUGUAUGAGUUUCAUGUUAUUCAGCUGUUUGUUUGAGGAAUUGUAAUAUUAAAUGUGCAUCUGAUGCUU
Molecule: messenger RNA, 802 nt
Organism: Sinocyclocheilus grahami
Lineage: Eukaryota; Metazoa; Chordata; Actinopteri; Cypriniformes; Cyprinidae
Product: dnaJ homolog subfamily C member 8-like
Exons: 7
Coding region: 184-618 (144 amino acids)
Cellular component (GO): nucleus
Source: RefSeq, a predicted model, not a curated record